CAGGUCAUUUAGAUGCGCCAGCGCGUCAUUUGCUGCAACGCAAUCCCAGCCAUCCUAAACUCCCAGUAUUCCCGGCGUCAUGUACCGUUAUUCCUCCAUAUCAGCCGUUUGACCCACUGAACGGAAGUUGAAGAGCUGCUGCUGAUAUUAUGGACGGGAUUCCAAAAUAAACUGAAGUUAAUUUAUUUGAAAAGAAGCGCUGCGCGGUAUGUGUUGCGUCUUUUAUACAUAUAUUGCUUUAUGUGUUAAAAUGGCUCAUUCGUGGUGAUUCGGCAGUGUAUUGUCAAGAGCUGUUGAUGUCAUGCAUCAGUUAUGCACUGACAUAAUUUUAUUUUAGCAAUAGUCUGACUUUUUUCUUUACUAUUCUAAACUCGUGUUGUUAUUCUAAAAUUAGCCAGAAAUAGGAAUCAUAUUGGAAUUUCCAUAACGAAGUGGAUCUUAAUGUUAUUUUUUCCAGCGUGCAUAAAACGAGACCUUUUAAAACACAUUUCCCAGUAGAUCUGAUAAAAUUGCUAAUGGAAUAAAUGCCCUUUUAUGACAUCAAAAUAAAUGUAAAAAAAAAAAUGUAAAUGUAGAAAAAUCUUUCAGAAUUUUCAAAUGCUUAAAGUUCUCUGUUUAGUUUACUUUGAAUGCCUAAUAGCGAGACCGUAUCCCAGUAGUAGAUCUGAUAAAGAUGGUACAGUAUCCAAUCUGACUUAAAAUAAAUAGUAUAAUAGUAAAUAUAAAUGCAUAAAUAAAUACAUACAUACAUACAUACAUUCCUUCAGACUCCUUCAUAAUUUCUGACAAGGUUUUAAACUUAUAACAGUUUUUUUUUUUUUUGGAACGUUUUUUAUAACUUGUUACAUUUACAAUACUAUUUACUAUAUAUUUUAAAAGCCCCUGCUGUAUGACAGAUCAAUUUCUAAAAGUACAAAUAUUCACAUCUAGUCUCUAAAUUAAUAUGAGGUUAUAAAACUGCAUGCAUAAUAAUUUUAAGAAUCAACCAAAUUCUAUUUAAAUUCAUUUUCAUUCAUUCAUAUGGAGUAAAGUAAGGAGCUAAUGCACUGGAGUAUAGCAAGAUGUGUCAGCGUCCCAAAAGUAUUUUUUGUCAAUUCUGAAUCAUUUGUUUGCAUAAAGAGUUUUAAAUUAGUUAUGAGUAAAAUCUUUUUAAACAUAUUGUUUUUAUGUGCUGUUGAAUCAGGAAGUGGAGGUAUGUUUUUCUGUUCAGGUGCGCAGCAUUGGUGGACAGGGGCGUGGAUGUAGCAAUGGUGCUGGAUCUGGGUGAGAACUGCAUGGAGCAGGCUAAUGGAGGAGGGCUCGCAAAGAAUGUCUCAGAAAUGUUAGAACCAGAGCCCAGCGCAGAGAAACCCAAACCAGUCAGAGCCAGGACCAGCAGUAUCACCCAAAGAGACGAAUCGACCCACAAUGGGCCUCACGCACAGCCUUGUACCACUUGGGAUGGCUGCUCCCAGGUUCAACGAAGGCUUCAGAAGACAGAAGGUAGAAAUAAAGGAGAAUCUGUGCAGCCAAGGGAACCUUCCAAACCGCCACCUCGUCGAAGGCCACUUAGUCUGGAAAUAAAACCACAGCGAAUUAGAGCAACGCAGCCAGUGCAGAAGGUGAUACAGCCACCGUGGCGUAGUGGUGUCCCUUCUCCACCCAUGCGAAGCCUGACAAGCCUUAGUUUGGGGCCAGGGAACUGGCUUCGCCGGAGUGAGAGCACAUGCACAAUGAACUCCACGACACCCACACGUGCUGGCAGGGGUCAAAUGAGACCUGCAACCUCCUUGCCACAUAUUGCUAGGGGUAUCACUCCACUUCCUUCGCCAUCGACACCUCGUGGGCCGUGCCUGCUUGUGGCUCUUCGUCCUGUAAACCUGGGACAGGAGCGUCAGACCUUUUUUCAGUCUAACUAUCAGUAUGAGCCUCAGUUUGAGUAUGCCUCCCCAGAGCCUGUCAGUGUUUUGGAGAAGUACAGAGAGGGAUCCAGUCUCUUUCUUUCCCAGGCAGUUGGGAUUAUGGAGUGUGUGCUGAAAAAGUAUGAGACCUAUGAAAACUUCGAAGAAGUCACAGGGGGCAGCUUGCUACCGAAGAGUCAAGUGUGGGCAGCCACACGCAAGUACCUACAGAAGGAGGGCUGUGUCGGUGAGGUGGUUGUAAGUCUCUCUGAUGAGCUUCUGUCCCAGGCAGUAAUGAUGGUGGAGAGAUGUCGACCAACACUAACUAUUAACUUGUCAGGAGCACGGCAACACUGGCUUGAGGGCAUGCUUAGACACGAGAUUGGCACACAUUACUUACGGGGUGUGAAUAACAGCAUGCAGCCAUGGGCCACUUCUGUUGGGAGAAAGCAGUUUGGACUGAAACCAGCUAAUCCUACUGAAGAGGGGCUUGCUAGUCUUCACAGUGUGUUGCUACGGAAACAGCCCUUCCUGUGGCGAGCCGCUCUGCUAUACUAUACUGUAUACCAUGCCACAAACAUGAGCUUCAGCCAACUGUUCAGCCAUAUUGCUCGCUUUGUCCAAGAUCCUGCUGUACGCUGGGAAUACUGCCUCCGCGCCAAACGAGGACAGACAGAUACCUCGAAACCAGGUUGCUUCAGUAAAGAUCAGGUCUACCUUGAUGGAAUUUUAAGGAUUUUACGCCACAGGAGGAACAUUGAUUUUAAAAUAUUAACCGCUCUUGGCAAGGUUUCCUAUGAAGAUGUGGACAGACUUCGGCAUUUGGCUGUUCUCAAUGGAACUAGGAUUCCUCACUUCAUGCAGGAUGAAGAACGUUAUCUUCAACACCUCGACCACAUUGUCACAGUGAAUGAACUGAGCGAUGCAGAGCUUCAAGAGCUCAUUCCAUGAAGAGUUGCAAAAAAGUAUCAAAACCAUUCAAUUUUCCCAGGCCAAAAAAACUGUCUGCAAAACUGGGUUUUACAAACAUCUGAUUGAUAUAAUUUUGGAUGGUUUUUCAUGAAAACGUGAUCCAUGAUGGCCAUCCAUAAAAAGUAUUACAAGCAGCAUGGUUGUGUCCAGUGAUUGAUGUGGUAAUUUGCUACAUUAAGUGCCAUAUUACUCAGCAAGUAUGUUUACAAAUACAAUGAUUGUCUGUUUUAAAACCAUAUGACUCUCAGGCAUGAAAGACAUGUUUGGAUUCUUGCAAACCCAAGGUAUGUUCGGAAUGGCAUCCUACCAUACUCAUACCAUUUUCUGCAGAUUUUUUGAAUACAUGAAUGGUGAAGUACAUUAUGCCAAAGUGUGCAGUACUAUAAUGCAGUGGGCUUGACUUGACCUUGUGUUUCCAGUGUUAUGACUGAACCAAAAAGCGGUGUCAACCGUCAUUUCUCUCUCGAUUGGUCAGACUGAACAAAAUAAGAAAAGCAAAAUAGUUGUAAUUAUUUUAGAGUUGAUAGUUAGAUGCCGUAUGGAUUUUAACAUGCAUCGUAGAUGACAGAAAAUUGCUUUUCAUACGGUUUUUAAUAAACUACAUUGUAUGCAGUACAGUAGUAUUCCAUUCCGAACACCACCAUAUUCAUGAAAGCUGAAAGAUGGUCAUGUAGCAUUUUAACUGCAUUCGUAAUGUAAUGGACACAUCCCAUCAUGCUAAUUAAUAUCACACGCAAACCAGAACUAUGUGAGCACUAAAUCAAAUGAAUUACCCUGACAGUAUUUAUAUGAGGUUUCACACGUGAAUCUAUGAACACUUCUUCUACUAGUCUUUCAGUUUCUCUAUUAUUUAUUUAUUUACCUCUUGUAUUCACGUUAAACACUGAAUGUCUGUGGUAUUAGCUUUAUACACAAGUAGCAAAUGCAUUUUUUUUUCUUUUACUUAGUAUAGCAAGCAAUGCAAAAAGACACCAAGGCUGACUCAGUUCAAAUGUGACUCAGUGAAAUGUUCAUUGAGAAUCUUUGAUGAAAAAGAAAAUUACAUUAAUGAAAAAAUUGCCCUCUUUGGCACUAUUUUUUCCUUAUCAGGGCUUAUGAAAUACUAGUACUCUAUCUAGAGAUAAUCAGUGUUCUUCUGAGAGCACCCUUGGUGGUCUUUAUUACCUGUGCUAAUGUGAUGUGACACCUUUGUAGGAGAGUUGCCACUGCAACCUCUGCUUUUUGUACCUGUUUAAAGCAGUCCAGCUGGCCAGCUUCCUCACUGUGCAUAUUAAGAUUGUGAUGGACUCAGGAAGAAAAAAAUGGGAGGUCAUGUGGAUGUGCCUUAUAUGGGUUCCAAACUCAUGCGUCAUGUCAUAGCUACAUGGUAUAUGCUUGAAAUUACAUAUCCAUUUGUAUUUAUUAUCAUCGUCAGUACUGCACGAAAAUUGCACACUUCACGAUAAGUUGCUGUUAUCUUAUUAAAAUUGUACACUGCAGUCCCUAAAAUCAUUGUCCGAGUGCUGAAUUUCAAAGACUAAAUAUGUUGUGAAGCACAUCAUAAUUAAAGAAACAGUUCACCUAAAAAUGAAUAUU
This is a messenger RNA of Onychostoma macrolepis, 4427 nucleotides long. RefSeq names its product kiaa0895l. The record is from RefSeq and is a predicted model, not a curated record. Bases 1248 to 2831 code for a protein of 527 amino acids. The transcript is spliced from 6 exons. Lineage: Eukaryota; Metazoa; Chordata; Actinopteri; Cypriniformes; Cyprinidae.